UUGUUGAUAAAUUAUUAAAAUUAACUUACCCUUCUGUAUAAUGGAAAAAGCAAGCAAUUUGCAAGUCAAAACAACUAGAAAGACAAGAAAAAUAUCUUUUAAUGCUCCUAAUAAGCACAACAGCAGCAAGAAUGUUAGGAAGAGAGGAGUUUCAUGGGCAAGAGAUUUAUGAGAAGUCAAAGAGAUUGAUGAUUAUAUGAGCCAAAGGAAAGUACCUUCCUCUAAGGGAUCUGAAAGCAACAUAUCAUCUCACAACUCAGAGGGACUACCAAAGAGUAUUUUAAAGAAAUAAAGAUUGAGCUUCAAAUCCAUUGAACAUGAAACACAAAAGAUCAUCAAGAUUUAAAGAACCAGAUCUGCAUCCAAGAAAAGCAAAGAGUAAAUUCUACCAAAGAAGCUCUCGUGGAAAGCCACCCAAAGGAGGCGGUAUUAAAUUAGUGAAAGCACAAAGAAAAACUUCAGUAGAACCCAAACGUAAGACUAGAAAACCAAAGAAAGGGUUUAAAAGCUCUGAUGCCUUAAUCAUCGAUGGUGAACUCGAUGAUUAUAAUAAUGAAAGUACCCAAAGCGUAUCAGAUGAUGAAGACACAAACCCAAAAGAGGAAAGCAAGAAGAAAGUAGAUGAGCUGUUUAUGAAUGCUUCGAGUAAAUCUAAAAACAUUUUGGAGAUGAUCUUCAAAACAGAUUACACCUCAAAGCCUACCUCAAAGACACCAAAACUUAAAAAGGGGUUUAAAUUAGAUGCUGAUCAUGUGGAGGAAAGACAGAAGAAAUAUUUCAAAGCAUAAAAUUAUUUAGAAUUGAUCGAGA
Messenger RNA from Moneuplotes crassus, 810 nucleotides. NCBI's taxonomy places the organism in Eukaryota, Ciliophora, Spirotrichea, Euplotida, Euplotidae. The record is from the annotation of a GenBank genome assembly.